This is a messenger RNA of Ctenocephalides felis (cat flea), 309 nucleotides long. Its product is annotated as cAMP-regulated phosphoprotein 19-like. Gene Ontology annotation, molecular function: protein phosphatase inhibitor activity. Gene Ontology annotation, cellular component: cytoplasm. The transcript has a single exon. Bases 1 to 309 code for a protein of 102 amino acids. Lineage: Eukaryota; Metazoa; Arthropoda; Insecta; Siphonaptera; Pulicidae. The record is from RefSeq and is a predicted model, not a curated record.
AUGAGUAACUCUGAACCCAAAAAGUUGUCUUCGCAAGAUUUGGAAGAAGAAAAAUUACAAGCCAAGUUUCCAAUUAUUCCAGGAGCUACAGCUUAUGGUGAUUCAGGUCUAAACAAUGCUUUUUUGCAAAGAAAACUAAUCAAAAGCCAGCGGAAAUAUUUUGAUUCUGGAGAUUAUCAAAUGGCAAAACAAAAAAUCGACCAAACAGGAAAACCAGUAUUGGCAGUAAAUCCUACAGGUGAUGUGAUUCCUACACCUGAAACUGUACCUGUCCGGAAGACUUCUAAUAUCCAGCAAAAAUUUAAUUGA